AUGGAGACAGGGAUCGCUCUCCCAAAGAGUGUCGUCAUCUGUAACAAGUCGACGGUCGUUCUAGACGGGAAAGCCGUAUUUACAGAGUCUUCGAUCCUGUCGUUCGACGGCAGCAUGUACAUGAAGGUGGUCAUCCCAAACGUGAUGCACACAGAGGCGGAGGACGUCUCCCUGCGCUUCAUGUCUCAGCGCGCGUUCGGGCUGUUGAUGGCCGCCACGUCCCGCGAGUCUGCGGACACUCUGAGGCUGGAGCUGGACAGCGGGAGAGUGAAACUGACGGUCAACUUAGACUGUGUCAGGAUAAACUGUAACACCAGCAAAGGUCCUGAGGUUCUUUAUGCCGGACAAAAGCUCAACGACAAUGAGUGGCACUCAGUGAGAGUGGUCCGCCGCGGUAAACACUUCAAACUCACUGUGGAUGACGACAUGGCUGAAGGUCAGAUGGCGGGCGACCACACCCGCCUGGAGUUCAACAACGUGGAAACGGGCAUCUUGACCGAGAAACGCUUUGUCUCCUCUGCUCCCUCCUCCUUCAUCGGGCACCUUCAGGACAAAUCUCCACACCUGUGA
Molecule: messenger RNA, 570 nt
Organism: Notothenia coriiceps (black rockcod)
Lineage: Eukaryota; Metazoa; Chordata; Actinopteri; Perciformes; Nototheniidae
Product: neurexin-3-like
Exons: 7
Coding region: 1-570 (189 amino acids)
Source: RefSeq, a predicted model, not a curated record